GAAAAGGGUCAUUUUCUGAACAAUUAGGUUUCAGGGUUCCUAAACCCGCCGCAAGAAAACACACUUCUCCAUUUUUACCGGCAAAUGAAUUCAAGAACGACGGCGAUGGCGAUGGCGCCGCCGGCGAACAAAGGCACUGCGAACAUCUUCUACAAGACGAGAAUGUGCGCCAGAUUCAGACUCGGCGCCUGUAGAAAUGGAGAAGGCUGCAACUUCGCUCAUGGAAUCGAGGACCUGAGACAACCUCCGUCGAAUUGGCAAGAACUUGUCGGAGCGACAGCGAUCGAAGAACGUGAUCGCGAUCGAGAGCGACACACUUUGUCUGUUGUUGUCGGCGACACGAAUUCUUGGGAUGAGGAUCAAAAGAUCAUCCAGAGAAUGAAGCUUUGUAGGAGUUUUUGUUGUGGAGAGGAGUGCCCAUAUGGAGAUAGAUGCAAUUUUCUUCAUGAGGAUUUGGCUAAGUAUAGGGACGAUUCGUCCAAGUUGAGGGAGAGCUCUGCGAUUAGCAUAAGCAUUGGUAAUGGCGGUUCUGAUGCAUUAGUGGGCAAUGUGUGUUCUUCUGCUAGUCAAAUUGAAGCCCUCAUCCAUGGUGGACCAAUGCUGAUACCAGUUCCGCCUCCCGUUCCAUCGAGCAACGCAAAUUCGAAUUCAAAUUCGAAUUCGAAGACUGUGUAUUGGAAGACGAGAUUGUGUAUGAAGUUUGAGAUGACGGGUCACUGCCCUUUUGGUGAUAAAUGUCACUUUGCUCAUGGUCAAGCAGAGCUUCAUACCACGGUCGGAAGGGUGGAAGGCGAAGUUAGGUAUGCGAGUAAACUACAUACAAUGACGGGUAACAAUGCAUUGGCAGCGAAAGCAACUGCACAAGUGACAGCAGCUUCUUCUUCCAGCCCGAACGAAGAAGCUCGGAGGAAGAAGUGCCUGUUCAAGUGGAGCAAUCCCAAGAAAAUUAACCGAAUCUAUGCUGAUUGGAUCGACGACCUUCCCGUGGGUCAAACUCCAACGAAACCUGUCGAGAACUGAUCCCGUCACAUCGGUCCGUAGCUCUCUCAAAGAUCUUAUUUCAUGUUCUUUUGCCAUUGUCUUUGAACCUGAUGGAUAAUGGUUUGGAAGUCUCCCUCAGAGUGCACAUCGAAUUUUUGAUGAACAAGUUGUAGUUGUUGUUGUUGCUGCAAUGUGAAACUCCGCCGUAAACCAAUCUGAGCGCAAGCCUGAGAGAUACGAAAACGUGAAGAGGAAACUAUCGUCUCAUGGUUUCUCGUACGGUCCUACAUGAUCACGGGAACUCCAUGCUACUGCGUCGCAUUGUGGAAUCGGAUUCAGAAUAACGGGUACAUCGUAGAAAUGCCGAACCAUCAUCCCCGAUAGAGCAACAUAAUAUAGCAAUGACAGUACAGAUUGAAUCAAGUAUAUGUCCACUAUAUGGCCCUGCAUACCAGAGAGAAGAAAGCAUCCCAAGAGGAUAAUGUCACAAAAGCCGGUUUUCAAGGUUGGCGUCGCAACUGUAAUGAAUAGCAGUAAUAUCCUUUUGUCCCCAUGCAGACAACAACAACAAUCCGACCAUCAUGCUUGCCAAUUGGGUGAUGACACAACCACAAAGGGUACCAUUCUGGACAAUGCAUGUCAAAAUGAGUCUAGUUCACCGAUCAACCCAUAUUUUACCGAUUUGGGCUCAAAAAAAUUCGAACCCGAAAAAAACGGUCUUUAGAACCAGUCCGUCAUGAGUCGGAAAAUUUUUGUUUUAUUUCAAAAGGAUAUUUUUUUUAUUUUUUUAUUUGGGUCGCGAGGUAAAGCGAUGUGGAACGAGUUAAGAUUUUUCUGACUCGUUGAUGAUUAUGACGCUCUAUAAAUGGCUGUGUACGGUACAUGACUAUUGGGAUUAGUUGUGACCCUUUGAUAUAACGUCUAUACUUCUAUGGAAUA
This is a messenger RNA of Tarenaya hassleriana, 1920 nucleotides long. RefSeq names its product zinc finger CCCH domain-containing protein 39-like. The coding region runs from base 85 to 1020 and encodes 311 amino acids. Lineage: Eukaryota; Viridiplantae; Streptophyta; Magnoliopsida; Brassicales; Cleomaceae. The transcript has 4 exons. The record is from RefSeq and is a predicted model, not a curated record. Gene Ontology annotation, molecular function: mRNA binding; metal ion binding.